Molecule: messenger RNA, 1320 nt
Organism: Xyrauchen texanus (razorback sucker)
Lineage: Eukaryota; Metazoa; Chordata; Actinopteri; Cypriniformes; Catostomidae
Gene: ndufa10
Product: NADH:ubiquinone oxidoreductase subunit A10
Exons: 10
Coding region: 78-1145 (355 amino acids)
Biological process (GO): mitochondrial electron transport, NADH to ubiquinone
Cellular component (GO): cytoplasm
Source: RefSeq, a predicted model, not a curated record
ACUCCCGCGACGUGGCUCAGGGAUCCUUCAAGGCGACAUUGAGGCUCAUCAGACUCGCUGGGGUUUGAAAUUUUGCUAUGGCGUUGCGGUUAUUUCGGAUGGUUGCGCCCGCGGGUGCAGCAGCUUUGAAAGUUGGUUCGCCUGUGCCGACGGGUCAAAUCCACACAAGUGCUGUCAGUAACCUGCGGUAUGGAUGGUGGGCUUAUGCUCUGGGCGAGAGGACAACCUCCCGCUUCAAGGAAAACAGCAAAAUAAUUUCCAUCGAUGGCAACUUAGCAUCUGGAAAAGGAGCACUUGCACAAAAAUUGGCAGAUAAAAUGGGGAUGCUGUACAUGCCAGAGCCAGACACACACUAUAUGGACAAAAUGAUGAAUGAGAAAGUUGCUCUGGAUAAAGCCUUCAAUGGAAACUGCAGUAUGGAGAAGUUCUACUUGGAGCCCAAAGCCAGUGAUGGUAACUCUUACCGCCUGCAGUGUUGGAUGUACCUUAUGAGGCUGCUGCAAUACUCUGAUGCUGUUGAGCAUCUCCUUUCAACAGGACAGGGAGUCAUCCUGGAACGAUCUCCAUUCAGUGACAUGGUAUUUUUGGAGGCCAUGUUCAAAGAAGGCUUCAUCCGCAAGCAGUGUGUGGAGCACUAUAAUGAGGUUAAGGGUGUCAGUCUCUGUGAGUUUCUGCCCCCUCAUCUUGUCAUCUAUGUGGACUAUCCUGCUGAAGAAAUCCAGAAGAAACUCAAGGCAUCAGGAAAGCCACAUCUCCAGAAUGUGCCUUUAAGCUACCUGAAGGGCAUUGAGACCGCAUACAAGAAGACCUUCCUUCCUAUAAUCAGGGAAGAGGCAGAGGUUCUUGCUUAUGACACAACCCAAGCCCAGGAUAUUGAAAGGAUUGCAGAGGAUAUUGAUGAUCUCAAGUUUGAGAAGGGCCCAUGGAUGGAGCAGGAUGACGUCACUUUCCACCAUAUGCGAAUGAUGGUGGAAGACAAGCAGAGGGUAGCCAAUAUGACCUGCAUCCUCAGAUAUCUCCCAGAAAUCACGAUUGGUGCUCAUGAGUUUGAUGCUGGUUACUUUGCUUUCAAAUCGCUCCCAGGAAAGAAAUAUGCUGAAGGUUAUAAUGAAGACAUUGGGGACAAAGGCAUUUGGCUUAAGUGAGAAGUACCAGCAUUGCUGAAGGGGAGGACAUCUGAAUGAGAGCCGAUUUCUCGUGAUAUUUGACCCGUUAAUCCACGUCCUAUGGGGAAAGACAAUGGAUAUUUUGCUCCUCUGCAGCUGAAGAUUUAAUUGUACAUUGCUAUUAAAGAAUAACUGUAUAUGUUGAAAAAAAACA